UCAGUGUCAGAACUUAUAAACACAUUUUGGAACAAUGUAGUUUUGACUUAGAGGCGAUUCUAUCUAAGUAAACCCCCAGGUUAUAUGCCCGCGACAUGUUGAAAUCAUUAACCGAGAUUUGCAGUCAACACUAUAUACGGGUAUCAUCAUUUCAUUAAUGAGUUAAUCUAACUCUGGUAAUGWUCUGCUAUUUGACGUAACCUAGUUUUAAAACGAGACAACUUUAAGAAAAAACACCCACUAGUCAUACCAGUAUCUUUUAGAGAGGAAAAAGACUUGGCAGUUACUAAACAAUGGCUCGUACUUUGUUUGGAUUUUUCCUUUGUUUAUUGUCAUUUUGCGAGCUUGGGACGCAUUCCCUUGGAAAUGAAGUGGUUAUAGAUGAUGAUGAARUCAAACUCCACCGAUAUUUGUUCGCUAACUACACUCGUGUUGUUCGACCAGUGAAAAGAAAAACAGAAGCAGUGACAGUGAARUUGGGAAUCACAAUUCAUCAACUUGUCGAUUUGAUCGAGAAAACACAGAUUCUACAGACAAGCGUUUGGAUAAGACAGACUUGGAAUAAUCCACUUCUCACGUGGAACCCGGACGAGUUUGGAGGUAUUGACAGAAUAAAUGUGGAAGCAAAGAGUGUCUGGGUUCCUGAUAUCUAUCUCUACAACAACGCUGACAACGAGAAUGACGGUGCCCUGAAUAAGUUCUCAACUCACAUCAAACUUCACUCUAACGGGCGGAAUACUUGGCUUGCUCCUGUACUGCUGACCAGUUCCUGUAAAAUCGAUGUCACCCAUUUUCCGUUUGAUGAACAGCGCUGCCUGUUAAAAUUCGGAUCCUGGACUUAUGAUGGUCUACGCUUGGAUCUUGUCAGCGAGUCUCCGUCGGGUGACGUAUCAAAGUACGUCAAGAAUGGCGAGUGGGACCUGCUGUCUUUUCCCGCCAAAAGAAACGAGAUUUUAUACGUCUGCUGUCCGGAGCCUUACCCGGAUGUGACGUUUACACUCUACRUGCGGAGGAAAGCGACUUAUUAUUAUGUUAAUCUGAUAAUGCCUUGCUUUCUCAUCACUGGUUUAACGAUAUUGUCUUUCGUCUUACCGCCUGACUCCGGUGAACGAAUAACUUUAGUCAUUACCAAUCUCCUUUCCAUGACGGUGUUCAUGCUCAUGGUGGCAGAAGUGCUUCCAGCGACGUCUGAAGUCGUACCUAUAAUCAGUAUAUAUUACUGCAUUACGCUAUUCGAGGUUGGGCUAGCCUUAGUGGCCACAUGCGUGGUACUACGGGUCUAUUUCACUAACCCAGUCACAACAGAAAUGCCAAACUGGGUACGAAUCGUCGUCCUUAAAUGGAUGGCACGUUUCUUCAAGAUCAAAGUACCAGGCGCAAUCCAGGAGAUAAAGAAAGAGUUUAGCGCUGAAGGUCAAGUCGUGAGGCAGGAAAUGCUGCGAGAGAACGAAGCUUUAAUAGACUUCAAGAGGCAGAACGAAGGAAGAGAAACAGAGAGAAAAAUGUCUAUUGUGCAGUCACCAAAUUCGUCACUUUUGGACAGGAGAACYUCGUUCUUUCCAGACGAGGCAGCAGUAUAUCAAACACUCGACCAUUUGGACGUCCACCGUCUCUUUACGCGGGAAAGAAGACCUUCAAUUUGGUCAAUUCCACCUGAAAAGCUAUGUAAAGUGAGACCAGGAUCUCCUGUUCCUGACAGCGACGUCGAAAACACGGGUGUGAACGAGAAACCGCUGGAUAACGGUACUGGGGGCUCAAGUGCGAAUAAUCCGUUGACCCCAAUGAUGAUUUGCAGACAGGAAAACAUCGCGAAUAACCUGCGUAGGUUGGUUAAAAUGGCUCGAAGUAAAGAAGAAGAGGAAAUCAAGAGAGAGGAAUGGAAAGUGGUUGCUGAAAUCAUCGAUAAAUUUUUACUGUGGGUAUUUAUGUCGAUGUUGCUAACCUCGACUUUUGUAAUAUUUAUUCAAACUUCACGGCACUCGAGUUCCUCGGAUCCCGAAAAAUAGACUAAAACAGGUACUUUUUGUGCUUGAAAUAGAGCUUGUUACACCUAAUACAAGUGUAUAUAUGGGACAGCAUAAAUAAGCUACUUUGAGCCUUCAUUCCUUCUGGUCAGCGGUCUUAGAGCCUUCRGAUAUUUGAUGCUGGCUGAGUAGACUGCAGGCUCAACACAUGUUCUUUGAGCCUGCAUUCCGUCUGUUAAGCAGUCUUAAGCCUUCAUUGAAUUUGUUGAUGCUGACCAGUGAAGUAGAUUGCAUGCUCAACACACGUCUUUUAGCAGCCGCACUCCUUUCGGUAAGCAGCCUUUAGCAUUUAGCUUCUUGAGGCUGACAAACUCGGGCUCUGAAAACUCUAAAAAACACGCUUGAUUUCUCUGUAAGUAACAGUUGAAUUAAACGCCAAAAAUUCAUCAAGCUGAGAUGCCAACCAUAAA
Messenger RNA from Actinia tenebrosa (Australian red waratah sea anemone), 2434 nucleotides. Its product is annotated as neuronal acetylcholine receptor subunit alpha-9-like. NCBI's taxonomy places the organism in Eukaryota, Metazoa, Cnidaria, Anthozoa, Actiniaria, Actiniidae. Gene Ontology annotation, biological process: monoatomic ion transmembrane transport. The record is from RefSeq and is a predicted model, not a curated record. Gene Ontology annotation, molecular function: acetylcholine-gated monoatomic cation-selective channel activity; transmembrane signaling receptor activity. Gene Ontology annotation, cellular component: postsynaptic membrane.